AUGUCAUCGAUAACCUAUCGUUUUGGCAGCGAGCAGACGAUACUACGAAGCGAUACUAUCUGCAAAGAGUUUCGUGUCUUAUCGAUAAUCAAGCGUUGUGCAACAGGUGGCAACAAUGAUGGAAACAAGGAGAAACGCCGCAAAGAGUCCAUUCUGGAUCUGUCCAAAUAUCUGGAAAAACAAAUCCGCGUCAAAUUCGCAGGCGGCCGCGAGGCAUCUGGAAUAUUGAAAGGUUACGAUGCGCUGCUUAAUCUGGUGCUGGACAAUACUGUGGAGUACUUGCGAGACUCUGACGAACCCUACAAACUGACAGAAGACUCGACACGUAGUUUGGGACUUGUUGUUUGCCGCGGCACUGCCUUGGUUUUAAUUUGUCCGCAGGACGGCGUCGAAAGCAUUGCGAAUCCGUUUAUAACGCAAUAGAGUCGGAAGUGGAGAUGCCCCCGCCUAGGUUAAGGUACAAAGAUUUCGAGAACUCGGUUUGCAUAUUAAUUAAAAUACAAUACAAUAUAUAAAUAGAACUUACAAAACUAAA
Messenger RNA from Drosophila nasuta, 535 nucleotides. RefSeq names its product U6 snRNA-associated Sm-like protein LSm7 (gene LSm7). Gene Ontology annotation, molecular function: RNA binding. Gene Ontology annotation, cellular component: U6 snRNP; U2-type prespliceosome; spliceosomal tri-snRNP complex. The transcript is spliced from 2 exons. NCBI's taxonomy places the organism in Eukaryota, Metazoa, Arthropoda, Insecta, Diptera, Drosophilidae. Bases 1 to 423 code for a protein of 140 amino acids. Gene Ontology annotation, biological process: mRNA splicing, via spliceosome; nuclear-transcribed mRNA catabolic process. The record is from RefSeq and is a predicted model, not a curated record.